Molecule: messenger RNA, 2089 nt
Organism: Telopea speciosissima
Lineage: Eukaryota; Viridiplantae; Streptophyta; Magnoliopsida; Proteales; Proteaceae
Product: signal recognition particle receptor subunit alpha-like
Exons: 9
Coding region: 54-1916 (620 amino acids)
Biological process (GO): SRP-dependent cotranslational protein targeting to membrane
Cellular component (GO): signal recognition particle receptor complex; endoplasmic reticulum membrane
Molecular function (GO): signal recognition particle binding; GTPase activity; ATP hydrolysis activity
Source: RefSeq, a predicted model, not a curated record
UUGAGUAUUCGUUUAAUCUGAUUUGCAGGUUUUUAGGUUAAUUUAGGAUCAGGAUGUUAGAGCAGUUACUUAUAUUUACGAGAGGAGGUCUGAUCCUCUGGACAUGUAAGGAGCUUGGCAAUGCUCUUAAGGGAUCUCCAAUCGAUACUCUGAUCAGAUCCUGCCUCCUGGAGGAACGAUCAGGCGAUGCUUCUUACAAUUACGAUGCUCCCGGGGUGGCUUACACCCUCAAGUGGACUUUCCAUAAUGAUCUUGGUCUGAUCUUUGUUGCUGUCUACCAACGGAUUCUUAAUCUUCUGUACGUCGAUGAUCUUUUGUCUAUGGUGAAGCGCGAGUUCUCACAGAUUUAUGAUCCAAAGCGCACAGCCUAUAAUGAUUUUGAUGAUAUAUUUCGGCAGCUUCGGAAGGAGGCUGAAGCGAGGACGGAGGAAAUGAAGAAAUCAAAGCAGGCGGCCAAACCUGUGAGCAAUUUGAGUAGGAAGCAGGGACAGGCUGCCGCUCAGAAGGCUGGAUCGGAGGGUGGCGUUAAGCAAAAAAAUGGUGCUUCAGGAAAGGAUGGCGGAGAUGGCGAUUAUAAAAAAGGCCGUAAGUCGGAGAAUGGAUAUUCCAAUGGUAUUGGGAUUGAAGAAUCUCAUGCGGCUGGUGUUGUAAAGAACAAAGAGAACGGAAGUUCCGAAAACGGGGCUUUCGAUGUAAAUAAACUUCAGAAACUAAGGUCCAAAGUUGGAAAGAAAUCAGAUACUGUUAGCAAGGUUCCCAAGGCGGAGCCAAAGAAAAAGGGUCCAAAGAAAAAUAGAGUUUGGGAUGAAUCACCUCAAGAGUCAAAGUUGGAUUUUACGGAUCCGGCAGAUGAGAGAGGGGACGAGAACAUAGCAGUUAUUGCAGAUCAAGGUGAAAGUAUGAUGGACAAGGAAGAAAUUGUUAGCAGUGAAAGUGAGGCUGAAGACGAUGAAGAGAUAGAGAAGGACAACAAGGGUAAUGCAAAGAAGAAGGGGUGGUUUUCAUCAAUGUUCCAAAGCAUUGCGGGGAAGGCAAAUCUAGAGAAGUCAGACUUAGAACCAGCUCUGAAAGCUCUUAAGGACCGGCUGAUGACCAAGAACGUGGCUGAGGAAAUAGCUGAGAAACUAUGUGAAUCAGUAGCAGCUAGUCUUGAAGGGAAAAAGCAGGCAUCGUUUACAAGGAUAUCUUCGACAGUUCAGACAGCAAUGGAAGAGGCUCUUGUUCGUAUUUUGACUCCUAGACGCUCCAUUGACAUACUGAGGGAUGUACAUGUUGCCAAGGAGCAAGGGAAACCAUAUGUAGUUGUCUUUGUUGGUGUCAAUGGAGUCGGAAAAUCAACCAAUCUCGCCAAGGUUGCAUAUUGGCUUUUACAGCACAAGAUCAGUGUCAUGAUGGCUGCAUGUGAUACAUUCCGUUCAGGAGCCGUUGAGCAGCUUCGAACUCAUGCCCGUAGGCUCCAGAUUCCUAUAUUCGAGAAGGGUUAUGAGAAAGAUCCGGCUAUUGUUGCCAAGGAAGCCAUCCAGGAGGCUGCGCGCAAUGGUUCAGAUGUUGUUCUUGUUGAUACAGCAGGGAGGAUGCAGGACAAUGAACCACUGAUGAGGGCGCUGUCCAAGCUCAUCAACCUUAACAAUCCAGAUCUAGUCCUGUUUGUUGGAGAAGCAUUGGUUGGGAAUGAUGCUGUUGAUCAACUAUCUAAGUUCAAUCAGAAACUAGCAGACCUCUCUACCUCACCAACUACCAGGUUGAUUGAUGGAAUCCUGCUCACAAAGUUUGACACCAUUGAUGACAAGGUUGGAGCUGCCCUUUCUAUGGUUUAUAUCUCAGGAGCACCUGUGAUGUUUGUUGGCUGUGGACAGUCCUACACAGACCUUAAGAAGCUCAACGUUAAAUCCAUUGUCAAGACCCUCCUUAAAUGAUCUACUUGGUCUUGUCCUUUUAUAUUUCAUUCAAAUUCCUUGAUGCUGCUGCUACUACUGUCUUGAACUUCCAUGUACCUGCUUGUACUGUCUGUGCCCCCUAUGACCUCAUCUAUUUGACAUUGGAGGUGAACCGGCUGUUUGUCUUUGAAUAAGUGUUUUGACGUCGAGUC